AAGUGUGCAACCCGGACAUAUUAGCGUGUGACACACGGCGGUCUAGUGUGGAACACAUGUGGAUACCGUCGUGUUACUGUCGCAGUUUAGCUUUUCAGAGUGUUCUCGGUUAAAAAGGUCUGUCAAAAUGAGAAGUGUUUUUGUCGAUAGCAGGAGUAAAGUGUGAGAGGGGUGGCUGUGUUGAUAAAACUCUCCAGUCCUUCGUUUCGCUGAAAAAUGGGGAAAUCAAAGACCAAGAACCAGAAAAAAUCCCGAGCACAAGCCAACCAUGUGGCCGAGGAGACGUACGGGGUUAUUCCCCACUCCUUCGUGUUCCAUCGGGGUCAGAUUGGAAAAAACGUGGGCCAACUCAUCCAGGACGUGCGGAGAAUCAUGAUGCCAUACACUGCAGAGUCUCUGAAGAUUAAGAAAAAGAACGUGCUGAAAGACUUUGUGGCUAUCGCAGGACCACUGGGAGUGACGCACUUUAUGAUCUUCAGCAAGACUCCAAGCAGUAUAAACAUGAGACUUGCCCGACUCCCCAAAGGUCCCACGCUUCAUUUCAGAGUGCUGAAGUACUCUCUCAUUAAAGACGUGGUUUCAUCUCUGAAGAAGCACAGGAUGCAUGAUCAGCAGUUCACCCAUCAUCCAUUACUCAUCCUCAACAACUUUGGAUCCGAUGGCAUGCAGGUCAAACUGAUGGCUACCAUGUUCCAAAACAUGUUUCCCUCCAUUAAUGUGCACAGGGUGAGCCUCAACAACAUCAAGAGGUGUGUGCUGGUGAAUUACAACCCAGAGUCCCAGGAGAUUGAAUUUCGACAUUACAGCCUCAAGGUCGUCCCUGUGGGCAUGAGCCGUGGGGUCAAGAAGCUCAUGCAGGAGAAGUUCCCCAACAUGUGCAAGCUGGAGGACAUCAGUGAGCUGCUGAUGAAAGGGGCAAACCUUUCAGAGAGUGAAGCAGAACAGGACGGGGAGCACAACAUAACAGAGCUCCCUCAGGUUUACUCUGGCCGAGGUAACAUGGCGUCCCAGCAGAGUGCAGUCCGUCUGACUGAAAUUGGUCCUCGCAUGACUCUGCAGCUGAUGAAAAUAGAAGAAGGCAUGGGAGAGGGGACUGUCCUCUAUCACGCCAUCAUCUCAAAGACGGAGGAAGAGAUACAGGAGAUCCUGAACCGGAAGGAGGCUCAGCUGAAAGAGAAACAGGAACGCAAGAAGAAGCAGGAGCAGAAUGUUGCUCAGAAGAAAGAGAAAAACGAAGAGAACAAGAAAAAGAGCUUAGCAGGCAUAAAGAGGAAACAUGUGGAGGCUGAAGAAGAGGACAGCGAGGUUGAGGAUCCCGGGAGGCAGGAUGAUCGGCCCGCUGCUGUUGAGUCAGACGACGAGGUGGAGUACUACCGACAGGCUGUAGGAGAGGAGCCAGAUGAAGACAUGUUCCCUAGUGCCAAGAAGAGGCAGAGCUCAGAUAAGAAUCAUGGACCUGCCAAAAAGAGGAGGCAGUCCCCAGGUGAUGGAAGAAAAGACGGAGAUGCCAGAUCACUGAAGAAGUUCAGUCCAAGAGCUCACAGAGACAAUUCAGAAAAAGGAUGGAAGAAGUCCAGGGAUGGAGGGAAAGCAUUUGGAAGGAAAACAAAGCCUGUAGGAACGACGUUCAAAGGAAAGACUUUUGAAGAAAAGAGAGCUGGUGGGGGGAAAUUUGGUGGUAAGAACAAAUUUGAAGGGAAAAAAACAUUUAGGGGAAAUAAAAAUAACGACAGACCUUUCAAACCAGGAGGUCAGAAAGGCAAGCCGGGCUUCAAGAAAAAGGGGGGAGCAGGAGCAAAGACAGGCUUUAAACAGAGGAAGGGAAAAGCAGAGGGCAGCAGGGACCAUCUGCUGUGGGGGAGAACAGCACUCUUCAGCAAGAUGGUGAACAAUUUCUCAGACUGUGAGAAGUUCCAGAUUGCCUUGCUGCCUUCAAUGUAUGGCAUUGAGUUCAUCGUCGCCCUGGCAGGAAACCUGUUUGCUCUCUGGCUGCUGGUGGUCAGAGAGAGAAAGAACUGGCACACUGGAGUUGUCCUGUCUUGCAACCUAGCGAUAAGUGACCUGCUGUACGUCCUGACCCUGCCUCUGCUGAUUGUCUACUACUCGCUUGGGAAAAACUGGAUGUUUAGGGACUCGGUGUGCAAGAUUGAAAGGUUUCUUUUCACCUGCAACCUGUACGUGAGCAUCUUCUUCAUCAUGGCAAUAAGUGUGAACAGGUGUGUGGCCCUUAUGUGGCCCUUCUUUACCCGAUCCCAUGUAAGGCCUGCCCACGCAAAGGCUGUCAGUGUCAUCAUCUGGAUCAUUGUAGGAGUCAUUUCCUGCCCUGUGUUGAAAUUUGCCUCAGUUUGCCCUAGUAGGCACAAUAACAACACACUGUGUGUGUCUUUCUGUGAAAAGACUCCAGGGGAUGAAAGCCCUCUUGUCACUUACAGAAUCUUUCUUGCUGUGUUUGGAUGUCUGGUUCCCUUCUUAGUUACUUUCACUUCUUACUGUGUGGUUAUUUGGGUGGUGUGGAAGAAUGUCAGUAUAACACCACUGGAGAAACGCAAGGUAGCCCUGUUGGUCUCAUCGGUUCUCGUGCUGUAUGCCAUUUCCUUUGUGCCUUACCACAUCUUUCAGAACUAUCACUUGUAUCUGAAAAUCCAGGACCCCAACAACUCAGGCUGCUGGGUGUACGACAUGUAUCAAGUGUCAAAGGGACUGGCAACCCUGAACAUGUGUAUCCAUCCAAUCCUUUACAUGGCUGUGUUUGACAGCAUAAGAGUAGCUUGUUGUGGAAAGAGCCAAGAAGAGGACUACCAGGGGGGAGUGAGGAAGUAGCUGGUGGUUAGCUUUUCUGUAAAUGAAAUCAUUGUAAUUAAUGCAGGAAGUCUUGCUCAAAUCUCUUAAACUUGUUUUUGUUGUUGAAAAUGAUGAUUGUGCCAACGUUGAGAUAAAACAUGUUUUGAAGAUG
This is a messenger RNA of Notolabrus celidotus (New Zealand spotty), 2953 nucleotides long. It is a transcript of the gene ppan, whose product is annotated as peter pan homolog. Bases 217 to 2820 code for a protein of 867 amino acids. The transcript has 14 exons. Gene Ontology annotation, biological process: G protein-coupled receptor signaling pathway; ribosomal large subunit assembly; rRNA processing. Lineage: Eukaryota; Metazoa; Chordata; Actinopteri; Labriformes; Labridae. Gene Ontology annotation, molecular function: G protein-coupled receptor activity; rRNA binding. The record is from RefSeq and is a predicted model, not a curated record. Gene Ontology annotation, cellular component: membrane; preribosome, large subunit precursor.